Girardinichthys multiradiatus is the source of this 3423-nucleotide messenger RNA. RefSeq names its product golgi integral membrane protein 4a (gene golim4a). The coding region runs from base 468 to 2582 and encodes 704 amino acids. The transcript has 16 exons. Gene Ontology annotation, cellular component: Golgi membrane; Golgi apparatus. NCBI's taxonomy places the organism in Eukaryota, Metazoa, Chordata, Actinopteri, Cyprinodontiformes, Goodeidae. The record is from RefSeq and is a predicted model, not a curated record.
GCAAAGAAAUCAGUGAGUUAGGAGGAGGGACUUCCUGCCGAGCUGCAGUUGGAUUGAAGGCUGCUUCUCGACUGACACGUAACUAAAAUUAAAGGUAAUUCAGAGGCCUCGUCCUGGAUGUGAAUUUUUCCAACUUUGGCGCAAGCAUUGGGCGAAUUGCGUCGGAGACGUCUGAAGGAGGAAGAAGAGAGGACCAAGCGACCGAGAAGCCCCAGAGUUUUGGUUUGCAUUUCAGGACUAGACUCAGAGCAGGACUUUGAUUUCAAGUGAAGCGAAGAUCUGAGCUUCUCCUUAGAAGUCGAGUUGACUUGGUGAAAAGUAUGCACGCUGUAGCAACUGUUUACACGUAAAGCGGUGCUGUUUUUGUGCGUGGAAAUGCUCGGGGAGUGAAGGGAGGGGGUACGAAAAGUUUGCAGGCAGAGACGGGGUUUUCUCGCUCAGACGGCGGGGAGGGGUGCGGGUCCAACAUGGGAAACGGGGUGUGCUCCCGCAGGCAGCGGCGGAUCUUCCAGUGCCUGCUGCUGGUCACCGUGGUCUGCGGGAUGAUGUAUGGGGGGCUCAUGGCCUUUGAGACGCACAAACAGCUCAGAAGGACCGAGGCGAUGGCGCUGAAGUACCAGCAGCACCAGGAGUCACUCUCGGCGCAGCUCCAAGUGGUGUACGAGCAUCGAUCGCGGUUGGAGAAAUCUCUUCAGAAGGAGAGGUUAGAACACAAAAAGGCCAAAGAAGAUUACCUUGUUUAUAAACUUGAAGCAGAGCAAUCUCUGAACAAAGAGAAGCAGGACGCCAACAGUAGACUCAACUCUUUACACGUGCAACAUCAGAUGCUGAAGAAUCAGCAUAACGAUCUGAAGAGGCAGUACUAUGAGCUAAACGAGCAGCACCAAGCACAGGGUGAGGACCACAGCCGGCUGCUGGACGAACACAGAGAACGCUACAAUAAACUGCAGCAAGCCAAAGAGGUGGAGCUCUCCCAACUUAAAGAGCAUGCUUAUAACCUGAGAGAGGAAAAUAAACAACUGAGGAAAGCCCACCAUGAAAUUCACACCCAGCUACAAGAUGCACAGCUCAAACAUCAGGACCUUAAGGUGGCCCACAACCAGCUUGCACUGACCCUGGAGGACCACAAGAGUGCGCUGGCUGCAGCUCAGGUCCAGGUGGAUGAAUACAAGCAGCUCAGAGAGAAUCUGAACAGGAAACCAAACUUGUUACAACCUGAUCCAAACUCUGUUGCUCAGCAGCUGCAAGCAGCCACAGUAACAGCUGUGUCUCAUGUUCAUGAAUCCAAGCUGGCUGGUAAAGAGACGCCUGUUCAGGAAGACCUCCCUCCUCACUGGGACACUAAGUCGAGGGUGGAUCAUCAAGAGGAGAAGAAAGCCCACGCCCAGUCUGAGGUCAUUUCUCACCCUACUAUGUCCCAUCCCAGCCUAUCUGAGAGAGAUGAGGAUGGAGAGGGGGAGGCAGAGAGGAAGAGGGAGCUGGCAGAGGAGGAGAUGGCUCAAGCAGGACAGCCUCAGAAGCUGGAGGAGGACCUGGACCAGACACAUGAUGAGCAGAUUGAAGAGGAGGAGGAAGAAAGGGAGGAAGUUCAGCCUGAUGAGAACGUCUUGGACCGACAGAGACGGCAGCAGCGGCUGGACAACCAUGUGGAGCUGCAUCAGGAGGCCCAGCCGCAGCACCAGGCACCAGCUCAGGUGCACCACCUGAAGUCAGCCUACGAGCAACAGCAGGAGCAGCAGCGCCUGGAAGCCUUGAGGAUCGACGAGCGAAGGCAGAUCCAGAUGCGACAGGAAGCCCUCCAGGCUCAGAGAGAGAAGGUGCUGAAGGAGCGGGAGCAGCAUCUAAAGGAGGAGCAGGAGCGAGAGCAGCAGCAACACAGGGAGGCCGAUAGAAAAGAGCAGCUGUUGAGAGAGGAGCAUCAAAGGAAAAGAGCGGAGUAUGAGAACAUGGACGAAGAUGUUCAAAGAGAAGAGGACCGUCACACUGCCAACGAAGAAGAGGGAGACGUUCACAUGUUACAUGAUGAGGAAGAGGAGGAGAAACAGUCGGAUCACAGAGUACCCCCACAUCAGGGUGGUGUGGACGGCGAGGUGGAUCCCGAAGACGACCCCAAUAACCAGGGGGAGGACGAGUUUGAGCAGGCCGAGGACGAGCGUUUGCCACACAGGGCUGCUGAAGAGGAAGAAGAGGGAAUAGAAGAAGAGGAGCCAGCUGUACCUGGACAGCGCAUAGACUCUCACCCAGGCCCUGGGCAACCUGCUGUGGAGGAGGAGCUGGUGAUGGCUGGAAACCCAGAUCAACAGGAGGACACGCUAGAUGACCAGUACCAGGAAGAAGAAGAGCCCCAGGAGGAUGUAGUUGGAGGAGAGAAAAGGGAGGAAGAGGAGGAGGGGGUGGAAGAGGAAGGGGAGGAUCCAUAUAAUGAGAACAUAGAGCAGGAUGAUGCAAAAAACCAGGAUGGACCAAGGAAGGAGAGGAAUCACCAGAACGGAGCAAACGAGGAAGAGAAUUAUGAGGAGGACGAGAUAGAAGAGGACACAGCCGGUCGAGAUAAGGGAACCAACCGAAGAGCAGAAAUGUAGGAUGAGCAGUGCGGUGCAUUUUUGGCUGCGAAUGCAGCCAAUCAGGAAUUAAAACCAGCCAUCCUUUCAGAAUUUCACUUUGGAAAAUCUGGAAAUUGUGCCAGGAACGUGCGACUCCGAACACUGAACACUGUGGAAAUGGACACAACUUUUAACGCUAAAUUGCAUAUAUGAUUGUGUAUUUUUUUUACUUGUUACAUGUUUCCUUGCUCCUCUGGUUCAGCGAAUGUAAUUUUUAUCUUUAUGCCAUGUAUGUGUGGAAAAAGGAAAGAGCCAGAAACGUUCAUUCUAAUAUUCUCAGCCCCCUUUCCGAUGUUUUAUGCAGACAGUUGUAUUUUUGCAAAAUUUUAUUCCAAUGAAUUUUGACAUUUUAUUAUUUAUUGCUGAUAGUAACAACUCUGACAAUCAUAAAAUGGUACACCAUUUUAAAUCAUUCAUCCUCUACUAGAGGAAGAUUGACAUUUAGGCUUUAACCAGCUUCCAGAAGUGUGACUGGAUUUUUCUGUAAAAUGCCACUGAGAGAGACAUUUCUGGUGAAGCCGCCAAGUGUCACACUGCCACGUGCCUUUCCAUUCUUGGAAUCCUCUCGUCUAUCCUAGUCCUUUUUAACAUUUAGGAAAUACUUUUGAUAUGAAAGGAAUGAUGUGGGCCUGCCUUACGAGCUGAGGUUUCUUUGAGUUCAGUUGCUGGUGAGGAUAAAAUUCACAAUAAUGUAUAGAAAACCUUUUUGUAAAUAUGGUACACCUGUUAUAUUUGAUAGAAAACAAAGGGAUUUUUAAUUGUACUGAUACCUUGUUUGUCAUCUUGAUGGUGUUUGCAAUAAAGAGGUUUAAAGUUUUAA